AUGAGCACAGCCCACCCGCAAUCCUCCAGUUUACCGAACGAGCUUGGUACGCUAAAUUUCCUGACAUACAAGAAUUGCUGGAAGGUGUUUCUGUGCGAAGUACCGCCCGCUGAUCAAUUGUACCUAAUACGGUAUGUGCGGAAGGAGACCAGGAUUCGUUUUUGUGCUUUGGGCUUCAACUUCGUAGCGCGUAGCCUUGCUGGGAGCGCCUCGUCAUUCCAAAUUUCGGCCGCCGCGGUCCCGCCUGCUGUUGAUGUUAACGUUACACCACUGGCACGUGUUAAGGUGUGGUGGGUGCUCCGCGGAUGGGGUUGCAAGGCAAGGGAGGCAGGCUUUUUGCAGAGAGACUCUGAGAGAGGCACUGUUGCAUUCGUUGCAUUACAUGUUCUACAAACUCUACAGGUAGUGGGCGCAACUGACAUCAUCCGACAAGGGUGGGGGGGCUUCCGCAACGCCUCGCGCCGCGCCGUGCCGCGCCCAGUCUUCAUCCUGUGCUCUUGGCUCGUCGUGCAUGAUCGUGCGUUAUCAGCAGGCUCUUCGGCUGUGAGACGCGGACUCCGCUGCGGCCUGGCACUGCACUGCACUGCACUGCACGUUGACCGACCAGCGGCAUUGGAAUUUGGGGGACAGAUCGCAUCGUCGAGAGAACUGGCCUGGCCACAGCACAGCCUGGAGAUUGGAGAAGCAGAACAGAUCGCGUGCCAUUACGUAGAGCUGCUGAAGCGAGGCGCAUGGUGGAGGGUCAACUCCUCCGACUCCAACAGCACAGGCGCAGGCGCAGGCGCAGGCCCAGGCCCACCCCUGAGCCUGACAUCCAUCCAUACCACACUCCUACCUGCAUCUCCCAUACAUACGAACACGCACGCCCACGCCGACGCGCGCAUCGAAGCGAAGCGAAGCGAAGCCGAAGCCUUGCAAGGCCGCUGCAGCUGCAGGGCAGGCCAGGGCAGGGCUGGUCCAUAUAUCUGCCUUUUAGCUUCCGUGCCUUCGAUCGCGUCGACGCCCUGUCAGAAAUGUGUACAGGGUAAAUGCCAGAUCCAGAACGACCAACUUGCACGGCCAGCCCGCGAAACUCUAGGUAAGCUCCACUCUCUACAACCAAAAUGGACGUUGGGCACGAAGGGAACGGCUGCUGUGCUGGCGAGGCAGUCUGCUGCCACCACGCCGACCGCACAUCUGCCAGAGCCGCACUCCCUCCUCGUCCGUGCCCACACCGAGCCUGAGAGUGCAAUCUGCUAUCGCGCCACCCUGCUGCUGCGAACCCAACGUUGCACAGCGUCGCCCAUCCGCCGCCCGCCCGCCUGCCUGCGAAAGAAACAUGUGCUGACCACACACACCAUGGAGCAGACCAAGACCUCCUCAUAUACCGGCGCCAGCCUCAAACGACCGCGCCCGCGUUCCUCCAUCUCCUUGGGCUCCUCGUCGAUCCUCGUCCCUCGAGUCAAGCCGAUCGCCGAACUCACCAUGUCCUACAACCACCGGCCGCUGUCGCCAGGUGGCAGGCGCCUCCAGAAUUCCGCUCGCCUGUCCGACAACACCUUGAACGAUUCUUCCCACUACCCCCAGCGACAUAACUCCUAUGCCUCGCCAAGAACCAGCACCAGCGGUGUUAUCCCCAUCUCCACCCAGACAUUCAUCAAUGUCCCUCCACCUCAGAAUCCUCGACCAGUCCUGCAAUACGAUUCCUACUCGGGCAGACCACGACGCUCGUCACUCGUCGAUACUUCCCGAGCCUCUGCUGCAAGUGCCAUUGCCAGUACAACUCAGCUGCCCUCUCGGAGCAGACCGACAAUCAUUCAGCAGGACAUUGGUCGUCCAGCCAGCCCCACCAAGAUCAGCACACGCGACACGAAGGACUACUAUGUCACGCCAGUAUCGUCACAGGAGCCUCGUACAACCAUGACCACCCACAAGAAACUCUACAGCGUUGAUGGAGACGGCAGCGCCAAGCUUGUGGCUGACGUCAAUAUCCCUGUUGAGGCAGGAGGAAAUCGACAUCACAAACGAAGAGAAAGCGUCGAGCGAGGUGGCUAUAGAUCGGUAGGAGUGGAGCAGCAGCGGGACCGUGGAAGGGUCGGCCGGAGCUACCAUACGAACGGUACCCACAACCGCCCACGAGAUAAGAGCAUUGACGACGAGGAUGCAUAUUCGUACACAGACGCUGCAGGCAUGUAUCGCGACACCGAACCAAGAUGGAGAGAUGUCCGACCAAGACGAGGCAGUGUCGACCGUGGAGGUGCCACAAGUCGCGAGCGUCCUGUGAGCCUUCUUGACCCAACUUUCGGACAGCGGCAGCCUGCCAAGGAUGCCGGCCCUCCGCCAAGCACCCGAGGCUGGGACCGGGUAAACGACCACCUUGGAAGGACGAGUAGCGUGAGAGAGCAGCCGCGUGUUGCGCAAUCACCCACGCGUGGCAGAGCCUACACGGAGUACAAUGACCCCAGAGACUCGUACUAUGUGCCGCCAAGAACCAAUUCCUCGGACCGCAGGACCACUGUGCAUCAGCCUUAUGAUGCUUAUGAAUACGACCGGGAGCCAAGACGGACCGAGCGUCGCCACAGCAUCACUCGUGACGGCAAUAGGCUAGACAGAAGUGUGGAACGACGAGGCUUUGGAAUUGCCCCCGCAGCUGCCGCCGUUGCUGGAAUUGCUGCGGCAGGCGCUUACCGUGAAGGAAGCCAGACCAGAGCUGCACGAGGCGAUGGUCGAGGAAGUGAUGAGAGCUUCGAACGACCUCAAUACCGGGACUCGGGCUACCCACCUUCGGAACCACAUCGACGAGACGCCGCUCCUGAGCUGCAUCAACAUGACUAUCAACGACUCGAGCAGGAAAAGAGAGAUCGCGAAUAUGCUCAAAGGAUCCAAGCGGAAGAACGUGAUCGUCAACGUGAGCGAGAGCUGCGUGAUGCUCAACCUAGGCGAGACGAUCGUGGCUAUGACCGAGACUACGAGAGGGAACGAGAUCGCGCUCGAGACCGGGAGUAUGAGCGCGAUAGGGAACGCGAGAGAGAGCGCGCCCGACAGAUGGAAGCACCGUCUGAUCGUGAUAGGGAUCGAGAGCGGGACCGCGAUCGUGAGCGACACCAUGAACGCAGAGGCACUGAUCGUGGCGAGCAUGGUCGUAAAGAGAACAGUCCUCGCCAAAGCGGUGAAGCUCUCAACUCCAAGACUGGACUCUCUCAGGCAGCCACAGGAGGUCUUGCGGGCGCUGCUGCGGCAUUUGGUCUCACAGGUCUGCUCAACAAGGUCUCUGACAAGCGCGACAAGGACAAGGAGCGAGACGACGAAAAGGACAGGGAGCGUGAACGUGAACGUGAACGACAUGAGCGUCGCCGUGAUGAAGAGCGCGAGCGCGAACAGGAACGAGACCGAGACCGAGAGCGCGAGCGGAGGCCUGCCAGCGAUGAGCCACCUCACGAACGACAACAAGACCGUGAUCGCGAAAAGCAAGACAAAGGCCUGGGCUUUGCGUUUGAAGCCCCACCUGAUCCACCAAGAAGCGCACCUCCUAUGGACCUCCGACCACCCACAAAUCCGGAAUGGCAGCAAGAGCGCCCUCAACCGCCUCGAACCGAGGAGCGUGUGCCAGAUCGCUCAUACGACAGAGGAUCUGACCGUGCUUCCGAGCGACCGGUCGAAAGAGCCCCAGAGCAUGUCCCAGAACCUUACCAAGAUCGACAAGCUCCGACUGGCAAUCAAGAACGCCCUGCUCCACGCGAGCGUGAAACUCAGUACGACAGCCAGGCGACAGCUCAGAUGCCCGCCCUCCCUGUCGAUCCUGAUGAGGAUUAUCGCCGCCGAAUGGAGCAGAUUCAGCGCGAAUUAGGACGCACGGGAGAAUCAUCUCAGAACUCAGACUCCGAUCCUGAUCGUGAACGUCGCCGGCGCGAGCGGGAGCAGCGUCGACGUGAACAGCGAGAGAGUCGCGGCGGUGCUGCUCCACCGGCUCAGAUGCCUACCAUGCCAGGAGCGUUCAUCGAUGACUUGUCAUCGACGGUCACCGGUACCACAGCAUCUGAGAGCACUGUCGUAGGCGGCGACCGUGACCUCCGCAGGAAGCCAAGCAUUCUUGACGGCCCCAUGACGAACGAGUCCGCGCAGAUUAUUGACAACAGCAUGAGCGACAAGCGCGAGAAUCGUGUGCGCAUCGUCGAUCCACCUACUGCAGAAGAGGAAGAAAGGAGGCCCAAGGGUAUCCUGAAGAAGCCAACCGAGAAGUUCCCGGAGCACCCUGACGCUAUCCGCGAAGGUGUUGCACCGCUCAAAGAUGUAAGUUCUUCGCUGGAAACCAUUCCACUUUUCCAUGCUGAUCGAAAUAGGCCACGAAGAAGGGAAUACCGCCAGGUGCUCGCCCUAGAAGCAUCUCAUGAACGUUUCGAAGAGCGCCUUGACUGCGUCAUCGUGCUGCAGGUAAAUGACCCCAGUCUUCUUUUGGAAUUUGUUCUCUCUCCCUACAAGAAUUAUGCGGAACCAGUCCAGACCAAUCCUGCAUGGAUGGGGCAUCAAGGACUGAUCGUGCCCAAAAGGCAGCAAGAUCAUCAACAAUGCACCUUCAACAGGAGUCCCCCGACGGACCUGCAGCUGAAAGCGCAACCACCACAAGCUCAGCGACAGUCACCACACCUCAUCCACGAUGAGCGCAUUGACACCAACGCACAACCAAGCCUAGAAGAGGCGCGCCUGGAUCAAGAGCAGUGGGGGGGCUCGAGAGCGUGGCUUUCACAACAAGCGUCACCGCUGCGCUCACUAACGCAAUAUGCUCAAUCAACAGACAAGCGAUAUGACGAAGAUCGAAAAGCAAAACGAAGCACUCGCAAUCGCGACCGAUCCGAGCGAGACGAGUACGAAUAUAGCGAUAGCGAGGACGAGUUCAAGUCCAGACCACCCAAACUGCUGGAGGCACCUUCAACUGCGGGCGCCAAUCAAGCAGAUUUUAUCCAGAAGCCAUGCCGUACAAUAUGUCAGGUGGCCUCGGGGCCAGAGAUGAUCGCAGCAGAGAAGAAUCACGAUCGAGAUAUUAAAGGAAGCAUCAAGACUGUUCGCUACAGCCACGGCGUUGGGAUGAAAUUCUGGCAUACGAAAGCCGAGCUGACAUCCGGUUCUGGCUAUGAGGAUGAGAAGAGAGAAGAAGGUCAUGAGGAUUUCGAUUCGAGCGAGCAAGACAUUCCCAUUAUCGAUACCAAUAUUUUGUUUCUUUCGAUCGUCACCUUUGCUGGUAGACUACUACUUCAAUACCAGCUGACCUCUAUCACGCAAACUUUAUGCAUUCGAGCCCAAAUGACGCUUACAGUACCGGCCUGUACCUUGCUGCUACUCUUGCUGGAGACGAGAUCGAAGGAUUGCUUUGGAAACAUGUGUCCUGGUUUAUACCAUGCCAUUGAGGAAAAUCUGGGUUUGUUGCUGAGAUGUCGCCUCAUUCGCGAAGCCUCACUUAUGAAAUCCACCUCACCGCUGGUUUAUAAGCGAGCAUUUCCGUCUUACGGCGUCAUCGGGCUUUCUGUGCUAACAAGAUCUCCUCCCCUUUACUGUACCGUCAUCUUCAGAGGUCGUAGAUUCCCAUCCGUCUACCGGCUUCUCUUGACCUUCUUGCUCUCGGCUGUUGUCCCUUGGCUAUCGCGGGAAAGCAGAAUGAACGUCAGCAUGCAAGACCUUCGGCACAAGAACCGGAACACGCUUCUUCUCUUCUUGCUCUGCUGUUGUUACUCGGCUAUCGCAGAAAAGCAGAAUCCAGGAUGCAAGUCCAUCAGCACAAGAACCGGAACACGCUUCUUCUCUUUAAAAGGGACCAAGGUUUUCAGACGUGAGAAUGAUGCUAUGGAAACAACUAAUAAGAGAGACCGUGACUGCAAAGCUUUUCAACUUCGAGACUGGCAAGUAUAA
Messenger RNA from Pseudocercospora fijiensis CIRAD86, 5880 nucleotides. RefSeq lists its product as uncharacterized. The transcript has 23 exons. The coding region runs from base 1 to 5880 and encodes 1959 amino acids. The record is from RefSeq and is a predicted model, not a curated record. Lineage: Eukaryota; Fungi; Ascomycota; Dothideomycetes; Mycosphaerellales; Mycosphaerellaceae.